CGUUAUUAGCCACUGCCAUUAUGUAAAUAGAUACCUUGUAUCAUCUAACCAAACAUCAAGCUACUAUUUUCAACUAUAGUAGAACAUUUUACAGCCAUAACUACUGAUUUUCCGAAACAUUGCAGCAUGUUCGCGCUACAAUUGGUAUUGUUACUGCGCCCAGCACGCCGCUCGUUGGUAAAUGAUCUAAUACGUCUUCAUCUGGAAACAAUAGUCUUGUAAUUUGCCAUACGGUGCUCUAUUGAAACUAACAAGAUUUAAGACCUGCCAUUUAUAUCAUGAAAAAAAACAAGGAGCUCAUUUUAAAACAGCUUCCACUUUUCAGCAAAACAGAGAAAUAAGAUCCGGUCGGUCAAACAGGAAGUGAGGAGAUACUGAUGGCGCCCGACUAGAAUGGAGGAGCAAUUAUCGCGUACAACUUCUUAUACAGUUUUGUCGUGUCUACUAAGUCAUAAACAAAUUCAACUCGCAAUACACAAUGGAAGGGGAGAUAGAGGUGGAGAGCAGCAGUGAUGUGGGUCCGUCAGGGUCCGGGAUGGAGGAGCCGUCGGAGAGCGGUAUGGGCAUGGAGUCGUCCGAGGCCAUGUCUGCAGACAGCAGUGACGCAGCGGCACCACACGCCUCACGCCACCACAGCCAGCACCGCCAUGGGCACGGUCACCAUGGGCACGGUCACCAUGGCCAGGCCCCAGAGUCAGACUGCCAUGUGGGACAAAGCUCAGAGGGUAUCCCGGCGUUCUUACCAGAGACCAGCUCCAGUACAGACGUCACCCACCACAGAGCCACCGUCCACCUCCCAGACUCCUCCUCUGUGGCCCAGUCCACCAGCGUCUCCACCGUAACCCAGUCCAUCCUGGUGUCCGGGUCGGCCCAGGUGACAGUCCACUCCAGUGCAGCGGUGUCAGACUGCGGGGGCAUGAUGGUGUCAGACUGCACAGCCUCUACCUCCUCAGACCUGGGAUCAGCCAUAGACAAGAUCAUAGAGUCCACCAUCGGACCUGACAUCAUGAACGGAUGUAUAGCAGUGACCAGUGCAGAGGAUGGAGCUGCCGAGACCAGUGAGGGGCAGUAUUUGAUACUACAAGGACCAGACGAUGGGGCCCCUAUGGUAGCCCACAUGUCGUCCUCGGCUCUGUCCAGCCAUCACCGCAUCGCCAUCGAGGCUCUGGGAGAGGGUCCUACCUCCACCUGCCACGACCAGGGGGACAUGCAGGAUAACCUGGAUCCAGACCAGCCCUCUGGGAGUCACUCUCACUCCGGCCACUACCCAGACCAUGAGGACCAGGACAACCAGCCUCAGCACUCCCACGCGUCCCAGUACAUGGAGUGUAGCGGUGGAGAUGCGGACGGACCUGAUCAGACUGGAGAGUCCUCCUCCUCGUAUGUAGACGAUGAGGAACCCGACCAGACACGCUCCUCCCGCUCCCUCGUCCGGUCCCGUUUCCCUGAGUACGGUAUAGUCGACAACUCUGGCCAGGACCUAAGGGGGUACGUGGAGUGUAGUGGUAGCGGUGCCACCGACUCCAACCCCUCGUCCCCUGCCCGCCUACGACACACCCACUAUAUGGUGGACUGCAGCGCGGGGACGGGGGCGUACCUGGAGUGUGCCGGGGACGAGGAAGAGGAUUCGAUGCAGCGCCACUCUCGGAGCCACAUCGACAGCAGCAGCAGUGCUAACCAUUCCCAGAAUCACCAAACUCUGUCUAACCACUCCCAGAGUCACCAAACCCUGCGGCAGUAUGUGGAGUCCGGGGCUGCGGUUGCAGAUUCAGAGCAGCCCGGUUGUUCCAACUCCCACUCUCAGAGUCACCAAACCCUGCGGCAAUAUAUGGAGUCUGGGGCUGCAGAUUCGGAACAGCCACGAUGUUACCAAUACCAGGCUGAGGAAGGGCAAGGAGAGGACCCAGACCAGAACCAGGACCCAGACCAGCCACAGCACUCUGACCAGCAGCAGCCUCAGCACUCCCACUACAUGGAAACCACCAGCAGCAGCACUGGCCCAGAAGGCGAGGGUUCCACCACAGACCACCACCACCCCCAGGCAGACACCGCGGACUCGGGCUCAGCAGAUCAUCCAGAGGCUAUGGAGUGUUCUGAGAGCCAGCCUGGCCCUUACAUCAGUAGCAGUGGAACCUACUCCUACCAUCCGGAGCCUGAGGUGGAAGAGGCCCCUGAACCUACAUGGUCCCCCAGUUUGGAGAGGUCCUCGAGGAGAGAGGAGGAUGGCGGCGUGGUGGGGGGCUCUGGGGCUCCAGUCGUGGAGGAGGGGGCUGGGAGCGGACCAGGGGUCGCUGUCCCCCACACCAUGGCUGAACUGGAGGAGAUGAUGGAGGUGGUGAUCGUUCAGCAGUUUAAGUGCAAGAUGUGUCCCUACAAGAGUGUCUCCAAAGACACCCUCAUCAACCACAUGAGAGACAGGCACUUCAAACCCACAGGUGGCCCCCCUCCUAAGAAGCGUGGUCGUGGUCGGCCCCGGCGUAGUGAUACGUUGGCCCGUCAGCAGGCUGAGGUGAAACCAGAGCCCCAGCCUGAGGAGCCAGAGGACGAUGACAUCGUAGACGCUGGGGCCAUCGAUGACCCUGAAGAGGACAGUGACUAUAACCCAGCAGAUGAGGACUGUAGGGGCAGACAGCCUGCUCUCCUUCGACAACCUGUCCCCCCUCCCUGCGCCUCCUCCUCCUCCACAGACCGCCCCAGACGCAGGGUGGGACGACCCAGGAAGUUCACCUACACAGAGGGCAGCUACAACGGCAAGGAAGCAGUAGCAGACGGGACGUCAAAGCCUAAGGGGAGUGUGGAUCCUCAAGGCUCGGAGGAGGCCAGUUCCUCAGGCCUGGGAAACGGCCCAGGUCCCUUGGCCAAUGGAAACACAGCGGAAGCCGGCAUCAGCCAAUCGGACUCUGAGAACAAAGACCCGUCGUCCAAUGGGAGGCCAGAAGAGCUUUUCCCAAGGAAACGGGGUCGACCCUCCAAGCGGUUCAUCAGAAAGAAAUACAAGAAGUACAUGAACCGCAAGUACUGUAAGUCUCUGAAGCCGCUCCUGAGGCCUCACAGUUGUUGGAUCUGCGGCUCUCGCUUCCUGUCCCAGGAGGACCUGAGGUUCCACGUUGACUCUCACCAAGGAAACGACCCAGAGUGCUUCAAAUGCCUGCAGUGUAACUACCGCUGCAAACGAUGGUCCUCGCUUAAGGAACAUAUGUUCAACCACCAGGGGAACAAGCCCUUUAAGUGUGAGGAGUGUGACUACAGCAGUGUGUAUAAGAAGGAUGUCAUCAGACACUCUGCAAUACACAACAAGGACAAGAAAACAAAGUCUGAGUCAUGUGGUCUGUCUGACUCUCAGCAGGUAUCUAAGGUGUUGUCGUUCCCGUGUCCAGUGUGCCACAGAGUCUACCCCAUGCAGAAGAGACUCACUCAGCACAUGAAGACACACAGUACCGAGAAACCACACAUGUGUGACAAGUGUGGGAAGUCCUUCAAGAAGAGAUAUACGUUCAAGAUGCAUCUCCUCACACACAUCCAGAGUGUUGACAACAGCAGGUUCAAGUGUGAGUUCUGUGACUAUGACUGUGACAACAAGAAGCUCUUGCUCAACCACCAGCUGUCCCACACCAACGACCGGCCCUUUAAAUGUGACUACUGUAAAUACUCCACCUCUAAAGAGGACUUCCUUGUCUCACACCUGGCCAUCAAACACACAGGAGAGAAACCGUUCUCCUGUGAGAUGUGCCACUUCAUGACGAAGCACCGUAAGAACCUGCGUCUGCACGUCCAGUGUCGCCACCCGGAGGCGUUUGAGGAGUGGAGCGCUACGCACCCUGAGGAGCCCGUCAGGCGGAGGAGGAGACCCUUCUUCACCCAGCAACAGAUAGAGGAACUCAAACAGCAACAUGACGACACACCGGGCCUACAGAACACUAUACUGGCGGUGGAUCCUGAUACACUACAAGCCAUGCAGACAAUGCAGAACGCCUCAGUCUCCCAAGAUGCAAUGGGAAACACCACCAUCAUCUACGAACAGGCCGGAAACUCAGACCUGUCAGCCCAGAAUGCUCUGGAUCUGCUGUUGAAUAUGAGCAACGCCAGAGAGUUGGUGGGAAACUCACUGCAGGUACAGGUGUUGAAGUCGUCUGACUCCAAUGUUCUAGAAGCAGGCUCCUGGACGGGCGUUACCUCGGCGACAGGGGGAGGGCAAAAAGUAGUGACCUUUCACGUGUCUGAGACCGGCGAGACCCUGGUGCAGGAGGUCCAGGAUGUGCAGGAGGGUUAUGAGGCAGGGACCAAUGAGAAUGGAGAGAUCACCCAGGUGGCCAUCCAGGCCUAUGAUGGGGCAGAAGGCUUCAGUGUGUUGGAACAGGUGGAACAAGCUACAGAGGAGAUCCACAGCACCGGACCUGGGUACAGCAGUGGCGAGUGCAGUCCUCAGCCCAUGGAAGAAGAGGAGGAGGGAACAGAAAUAGUCAGAGAGAAUGGAGAAAAGUACUACCUGACCUCCGGGCUAGGGGACGGGGUGCUGCAGCAGGUCGAGCUGAGCAGUGAGGCCCCGGGUUCUCCCUCCAUGGUGGGUUCUCCCCAGCAGAACCAGCUCAACCCUAAGAGGUUCUCCUGUCGUAUCUGCAUGGAGUCGUUCCACGGCCGCAGUGACAUGGAGAACCACAAGAGGGCCCAUAUCGACCCCUCCACAUUUAAGUGUCCUGACUGUGACUUCACUGCCUCCUCCUGGCCAGUUGUCAAGACCCACAUGGUCAUGCAUGCCUACCUGAGACCUCACAAGUGUCCCAGCUGCAGCUUUGCCUCCAAGAACAAGAAGGAUCUGAGGAGACACAUGAUGACGCAUACCAACGAGAAGCCCUUCACCUGCCAGAUCUGUGGACAGAGGUUUAACCGUAACGGCCACCUCAAGUUCCAUAUGGAGCGACUCCACAGCCAGGACCCUCCGACAAAGAAGAGCCGCUCUGGUGCAGGCUCCCAGCAGACCAUCAUAGUUAACAGUGACGAGGAGGCUCUCGCCACGCUACAGUCAGCUCUGCAGGCAGGACAGACUAUCAGCCCAGAGCAGCUCCAACAGGCCUUGGGUCAGGACCACAUCAUAGUGUCCCAGGAACAAACCUUGGGUCAGGACCACAUCAUAAUGUCCCAGGAACAAGGCCUGGGUCAGGACCACAUCAUCAUGUCCCAGGAACAAACCUUGGGUCAGGACCACAUCAUAGUGUCCCAGGAACAAGGCCUGGAAGACCAAGAGGAGGCCACGUACAUUCAGCAGAUCACCACAGUGGACGGACAGACGUUACAGUACAUGACAGGAGACAACCAGGUCCAGUAUAUCAUCUCUCAGGAUGGAGUCCAACACUUCCUACCUCAGGAGUACGUGGUGCUAGCAGACGGGAACCACAUCCAGAUGUCAGAUGGCCAGAUCAUCCAGUAUGAGCAUGAUGGGGCCUUCCUGCAGGAGCAACAGAUUGCCCUGAGUCAUGACGGGCAGAUCCAGUAUCUUCCCAUCAGUUCAGAACAACAGAUGGUCAGUCCUGAGGACCUGGAGGUUGCUGAACAUUCUGCCGUUACUGCGGUAGCAGAUGCAGCCUUACAACAGACCCAGACGGUCUAUACAGAGGCCACACAAGAACAGCUGGAGCAGCUACAACAGCAGGGAAUCCAGUAUGAUGUCAUCACCUUCACCGAUGAGUAGAAGACCCUCUGUCGGACGGAUGGAAGUCGGGAGGGAUGGCUCUCUGUGAUUGCGGACUUGUCUCCUAGCCUGAUGUCCGUAUGUAGUGCAGGACUAGUACGGUGGAACCACGAUGACCAGUGACCUCCAGCAUGGUUUGACAGGAUCGGCCCGAGCGAGACUGCAGAGAAUCUAAAAAUCAUCGUGUAAAAUCAUCCAAAACAGCUACUCAUUAUGCGAUCAAGAUUGGCAGGGUCUUGGCAGGGUCUUGCCUCGGUCCAUCCCCUAGAACACACUGCUCUACUCUCUAGAAGCUCUGCCGUGCUUCAGAUACCCAGAACCCACUCCUCUACUCUCCAGGAGCUCUGCCAUGCUUCAGAUACCCAGAACCCACUCCUCUACUCUCUAGGAGCUCUGCCGUGCUUCAGAUACCCAGAACCCACUCCUCUACUCUCUAGGAGCUCUGCCAUGCUUCAGAUACCCAUAACCCACUACUCUCUCUCUAGGAGCUCUGCCGUGCUUCAGAUACCCAGAACCUACUGCUCUACUCACUAGGAGCUCUGCCGUGCUUCAGAUACCCAGAACACACUGCUCUACUCUCUAGGAGCUCUGCCGUGCUUCAGAUACCUGGGAUGAAAGACGCAGCCCUAGAGAGGAUUCUAGUGGCUGGUAGAUCUAUCAGUCAUAGUGGGAGUGUUAAAUAGAUGAACUCUCACUGUUAAGUAGAUCUAUAAACAGAAGCUUUUGUCAAUUCUAAAUAUUGUACCCGUCGCUUCUAAGUUAAUCAAUAGGGGUUGAUGUACAUUAAAGAACAAAGUUACACACGGUUGGAUGAUCUAGACUGUGUCUGAAAUGCCACCCUAUUUCCUACAUAGUGCACUACUUUUGACCAGGGCCCUUCAAAACUGGUGCACUAAAUAGGGAAAGGUUUGUAUUUUGGUACGUAGGCGUACUCUGUAAUUAUUUAAGAUCUGCGGUUUCCUCAACACCUGCUUUGACUUGCAAGACAAUGUCACAAAAGAAGAAAUGAAAAUGGACUGUGUGAAGACUGCCUCUGGAGGAUCGGAGGACUGUCAGACUACAGGGUUGAUUGUGAUUUGUGGUUUAAAAGAAGUGGUUUAUCAUUUGGUCAUUUGUACAUAUCUUUUUGCAUAUGAAGCAUUUUGUUCCAUGAUUUGCUUAAAUGAAAAAUUGCUGAAUAAGCUAAAAGCUGAUGCCAAAUAAAUCACAACAUUUACAUAAGAAUCAUUUUGCAGACGCUCUUAUCCAGAGCGAUUUAGAGGAGCUAUUAGGGUUAAGUGCCUUGCUCAAGGGCACAUCGACAGAUUUUCCACCUAGUUAACGCAAAGAUUCAAACCAGUGACCUUUCGGUUUCUGGCUCGGUGCUCUAAUCGCUAGGCUAGCUGCCACUACAUUCUGUCAGAUCUUUCACUUCCCUUAUUGUGAUUUUGUUUUCUUAUGCUUUCAUUUUGACCAGAUAAUUUUGUUUUUUCUAUGACAAAAACAUUCUAGAGGUAUUGUGAUACUACUCGAAACUGUGAUACCUGAGCUGGUACCGUGACAACAGUACAACAAUCUACUCUAAGCCAAUAAUAAGUGUUCUGAAACUUGUAAAUUACAAGUUAGAGAGACACCCCCAAAUGAAGGAAGUGAAUCACAAGGCUGGUCUCGGAACAAUACAGUAAAAGACCUGUCAACUCCAGUUGCCUUUUUUUGGUUGGUGACUAGGAUGUGUGGGGACAGCUGCACAGCCUCAGUGAGUACUUGACUGAAGAUGAAGAUUCUCUUUCUCUUGAUUCUUCUAUUAGGUGAGAUUUUAUCCAGUUUUGUCUCAUUUAAGAUUCAAAAAUAUAUAUGUAUGUAUAUAUAUAUCAAAUUUGCGAGAGACCCAUAUGAAAAAAUAAUCUAGUAUACUGUAGUGUUUUUGCAGACUGUACUAUACUGUAGUAUUUACUGUAGUGUUUAAAUAUAUUAUUAUCUUUGGCAUUGAGGCUUUCUCCUUCAGGAAUCCUACUGGAGAAAUACUAAAUCCUUGUUCACACUUCAGACCUUAAUGCUCUAAUCAGUUCUGUUUUCAAAAUCUAUUUUGGACAACUGACUGUCUGAACAGCAAGUUACAAAUGACCAAAUUAGAUCUGUGUGUUCAGACAGCAGUCAUUUGCUGACACGGCUACGCUAGUUGUCAUAGUAACGACAGGAAGUUUCACAGUUGCUUUGAAUGUUCAAAAUCAUAGUGUAUAAACACUUUUAAAGCCUCAAAGGACAAAGAUGAUCCAACUUUCAAAACAAAUCCUUUUUGUUUAGUCACAGCAGUUAACUAGCUAGUUAGGUACAGCGCAUUCAAAAAUAAUUCACACCCCUUGACCUUUUCCACAUUUUUGUUUUGUUACAGACUGAAUUUAAAAUGGACUCAAUUGAGAUUGUGUGUCACUGGCCUACAUAUUACCCCAUAAUGUCAGUGAAAUUGUGUUUUUUUUUUCUAAAUGUUUACAGAUGAAUUUAAAAUGAAAAGCUGAAAUGUCUUGAGUGAAUAAGUAUCCAACGCCUGUAAUGGCAUGGACUCACUCUGUGCAAUAAUAGUGUUUAACAGGAUUUUUAAAUGGCUACCUCAUGUCUGUAGCCCACACAUACAAUUAGCUCUAAGGUUCCUCAGUCGAGCAGUUAAUUUAAUUUCAAACACAGAUUUAAUCACAAAGUCCAGGGAGGUUUUCGCAAAGAAGGGCACCUAUUGGUAGAUGGGUAAAAAUAAAAAGCAGACAUUGAAUACCCCCUUUGAGCAUGGUGAAGUUAUUUAUUACACUUCAGGUGGUGUAUCAAUAAACCCAGUCUCUACAAAGAUACAGGUGUCCUCCCUAACUGAGUUUACUGGAGAGGAAGUAAACCGCUCAGGGAUUUCACCAUGAGGCCAAUGGUGACUUUAAAACAGUUUAUAGAGUUUAAUGGCUGUGAUAGGAGAAAACUGAGGAUGGAUCAACAACAUUCUAGUUACUCCGCAAUAUUAACCUAAAUGACAGAGUGAUAAGAAGGAAGUCUGUACAGAAUACAAAUAUUCCAAAAUAGGCAUCCUGUUUGCACUGAAGUAAAACUGCAAAUGUGGCAAAGAAAUCAACUUUGUCCUGAAUACAAAGCUUUAUGUUUGGGGCAAAUCCAUGGUGUUGGCUGCGUCAUGUUAUGGGUAUGCUUGUCAUCACCAAGGACUAGGGAGUUUUUUAGGAUAAAAAUAAUCGUAGUAGAGCCAAGGACUGGCAACAUCCUAGAGGAAAACCUGGUUCAGUCUGCUUUCCAACAGAUAUUGGAACAAUGCACCUUUCAGCAGGAUAAUAACCUAAAACAGUUGUGAUUUAAAUCUGCUUGAAUAUCUCUGGCAAGACUUUGAAAUGGUUGUCUACCAAUGAUUAACAACCAAUUUGACAGAGCUUGAAGAAUUUUGAACAAAAUAAUGGGCAAAUAUUGUACAUUCUAGGUGUGCAGAGCUCUUAAAGACUUAACCAGAAAGACUCACGGCUGUAAUCGCUGCCAAAGGUGAUUCUAACAUGUAUUGACUCAGGUCUGAAUACUUAUGUAAAUCCAAUAUUUUUUUUUAUGUGCAUAAAAAUCUAAAACAGCUUUUCACUUUUAUUAUGAGGUAUUGCGUGUAGAUGAGUGAGGGAAACAUAUAUAUUUAAUAUUAAUUAAUUGAAUUCAUGGUGUUAAACAACAAUGUGGAAUAAGUCAAGGGUUAUGACUCAUUUCUGAAGGCACUGUAGGAAGGUGGCUUGAAAUGGCUUUUUGGCUGUUCACAAUGCAGGAAAAAUAACAGAUUUGAAUGAGAGAUGCAAAAAAAAACUUCAAACUGCCCAUGGAAACAAGGCUUAAAAGAGCACAUUUUCCAUAACCUGUAGGUAGGACUGGGGUCUGAGUGGAUUCUUCUCUCUUUUCAAUAAGCUGUAGACAACACAAUAUGUUCUAUACUUGGCAUGUGGUCCUUCUGUAGCUCAGUUGGUAGAGCAUGGCGCUUGUAACGCCAGGGUAGUGGGUUCGAUUCCCGGGACCACCCAUACGUAGAAUGUAUGCACACAUGACUGUAAGUCGCUUUGGAUAAAAGCGUCUGCUAAAUGGCAUAUAUUAUUAUUAUUAUAUAUUAUGUAGGUCUCUCACUUAUGGGUGGCACAAAAUAAGAUAUGGGGAAAGAGCAGGGUGCAUUCAGAAAGUAUUCAGACCCCUUGACUUUUUCCACAUUUUGUUACGUUACAGCCGUAUUCUAAAAUGUAUUAAAUGUUUUUUCCGCAUCAAUCUACACAGAAUAAAAAAAAAAACAGUUUAGAUAUUUUUUUAUUUGAUCAAAUGUAUUCAAAUACCUUAUCUACAUAAGUAUUAAGAUCCUUUGCUAUGCAACUUGAUCAUCCUUGAGAUGUUUCUACAACUUGAUAGGAGUCCACCUGUGGUAAAUUCUAUUGAUUGGACAUGAUUUGGAAAGGUAAACACUUGUCUAUAUAAGGUCCAACAGUUGACAGUGCAUGUCAGAGCAAAAACCAUGCCAUGAGGUCGAAGGAAUUGUCCGUGGAGCUCCGAGACAGGAUUGUGUUGAGGCACAGAUCAGGGGAAGGGUACCAAAACAUUUCUGCAGCAUUGAAGGUCCCCAAGAACACAGUGGCCUUUAUGGUAGAGUGGCCAGACGGAAGCCACUCUUCAGUAAAAGGCACAUGACAGCCCGCUUGGAGUUUGCCAAGGCACCUAAAGGACUCUCAGACCAUGAGACACAAGAUUCUCUUAUCUGAUGAAACCAAGAUUAAAUUAUUUGGCCUGAAUGCAAAACGUCACUUCUGGUGGAAACCAGAACAAUACCAUCACUAUGUUGAAUCAUGAUGGUGGCAGCAUCAUGCUGUCGGGAUGUUUUUCAGUGGCAGGGACUGGAAGACUAGUCAGGGUAGAGGGAACGAUGAACGGAGCAAUGUACAGAGAGAUCCUUGAAUGAAACCUGCUCCAUAGUGCUCAGGACUUCAGACUGGGGUGAAGGUUCACCUUCCAGCAGGACAACAACCCUAAAUACACAGCCAAUACAAAACAGGAGUGGCUUCAGGACAAGUCUCUGAAUGUCCUCGAGUGACCCAGCCAGAGCCCGGACCUGAACCUGAUCGAACAUGAAAAUAGCUGUGCAGCGGCACUCCCCAUCCAACCUGACAGAGCUUGAAAGGAUCUGCAGAGAAGAAUGGGAGAAACUCUCCAAAUACAGGUGUACCAAGCUUGUAGUGUCAUACCCAAGAAGAUUCAAUGCUGUAAUUGCUGCCAAAGAUGUCCCUGAGAUGGAAGCACAGCAGAGGACGGUGGUGAAUGGACAAGCGUUGCUGAGAUUUGUCUUUCCUCCUUUCUACAACGGUUAUGAGAAGUUCUGUUCUAAACUAUAUCCUUGGGGAGUUUCUGUUAUUGUGAAUACCAGAGGAUAUGUCAACGACUUCUACGAGGGAAGAGUAUCCACAACCGAAUACAACGGUGGAAUGGACGUUGUGAUAUGGAAUUUAAAGCCAGUGGACACUGGCGACUACAGGUGUGCUAUUGUCACCAUUGGAUGGAAUCAUAUCUACAAAGACUAUAACCUCCAGAUUGAUAGUGGUCGACGUAGCGGUCCAGUAUCCCCUCGACCUCCGGUCAGGUCAACCAUCAGCCCCUUCGUCUUCUCUUCCUCAUCAGACACCUCUGGGCCUGUUUUCACCAAGGACCACAGUGACAGCCCCAGUGUUCCCUGGAGCUUUGGUUUACCACUAGCUGCAGGUCUUUGCAUCGCUAUGGUGAUUGUGAUCAGCUCAGUAGUCCUUGUUGUGGUUCAUCACAAAAUCAUCACGAAAAAGAAAUGUGGAGCAACUUCCAGUGACUCAGCUGCACACAUCCUCUCAGAUGUCCUUCAGGAGGAGAGCAGUAUUGUCUACACCACAGUGGACUUCAAGCCUCAUGAGAACCAUACCACUGAGCUGUAUGCUAACCUACAGACACUCCGCAGCCCCAGAAGCACCGACUCACACAGAGAGCCUGCUGGGACAGUGGUGUACUCCACACUGGCGAGCAACCAACGCUGAACCCCAUUAUCUUUCUGAUGAUCCCAGAACUCCAAUGUUUGAAAACCUGCAUUGUAUAACCUCAACCUGGUUUAUGGCUCUAUUCAAUCAGAUCCACUUUAGUCGAUGAUUAAAGUGGGUUUUUUUUUUUUUGCGGUAUUGGAGGUGGAACUGCCUACAGGUUUAUCAAAUCCACAAGCGGCUCCGGGCAUUAUACCUAAAGGUGGACACUGCCAUUGACUGCACGGUGUCACAAUAAUAGAAAACCCACGCAGCUUUGUUUACAAGUUUGAACACUGCAAUGUGAGAUGUAAUCUACACCUCGAAUUAGGCUGAUCAUAAUUUUUUUAUUUGAGCGUCAUUAUUUCUGUUUAUAAACUGGGUGGUUCGAGCCCUGAAUGCUGAUUGGCUGACAGCCGUGGUAUAUCAGACCAUAUACCACGGGUAUGACAAAACAUUUAUUUUUACUGCUCUAAUUACAUUUACAUUUAAGUCAUUUAGCAGACGCUCUUAUCCAGAGCGACUUACAAAUUGGUGCAUACACCUUAUGACAUCCAGUGGAACAGCCACUUGCAUCUAAAUCUUUUUUUUGGGGGGGUGAGAAGGAUUACUUACCCUUACUUACCCUAUCCUAGGUAUUCCUUGAAGAGGUGGGGUUUCAGGUGUCUCCGGAAGGUGGUGAUUGACUCCGCUGUCCUGGCGUCGUGAGGGAGUUGCGUUGGUAACCAGUUUAUAAUAGCAAUAAGGUACCUCAGGGGGUUUGUGGUAUAUGGCCAAUAUACCACACCUCGACGGGCCUUAUUGCUUAAAUAGCGUACAUAUUCUUGCUUUGAACUUCUAACAGGAGUGGGACGGGUGCGAUCAUUGUCACGCAGACACAAGAGCAGCUGCUCACCGAUUUGACCGCUCAAACACAGUUCCGACACCGCCAAAACAUCAGCUGUGCGGGUGUCAGCUAUCGCCAGUUAACGCUUGAUUAGCCCUCAUGUUGAUGAUGUGUUAAUAUCAUGGGAUGGUCAGUCGUUGCAUCCACAGCUCUGUCUAUUCAUUUGAGAGUGGUUACAUUUCUCUAGGCCCAUCCCUCAGCUUUUAUCCCAAACAGAGGAGGGGUUUCAGAUAAAGAUUCUAGCUUUAAUGUGAUUUGAUUUAUAUCUAUUUUGACUUAUAAACCAUACAAAUAAAGUAUGAAUCCGCUGCACCAGAA
Molecule: messenger RNA, 12898 nt
Organism: Oncorhynchus keta (chum salmon)
Lineage: Eukaryota; Metazoa; Chordata; Actinopteri; Salmoniformes; Salmonidae
Product: zinc finger protein 335
Exons: 35
Coding region: 479-5686 (1735 amino acids)
Biological process (GO): regulation of gene expression; brain development; positive regulation of neurogenesis
Cellular component (GO): nucleus
Molecular function (GO): RNA polymerase II cis-regulatory region sequence-specific DNA binding
Source: RefSeq, a predicted model, not a curated record